Molecule: messenger RNA, 1433 nt
Organism: Acromyrmex echinatior (Panamanian leafcutter ant)
Lineage: Eukaryota; Metazoa; Arthropoda; Insecta; Hymenoptera; Formicidae
Product: sulfotransferase 1C4
Molecular function (GO): sulfotransferase activity
Source: RefSeq, a predicted model, not a curated record
UUUGACCGUGACGUGUUAAGUUAGUAGUUAUCAGGCUCUUCACAUCAAUCGCGACUUGGACAAGACAUAAGUAGCAAAGAUGGCUCGACAACCUCCAAACUACGAGCUUCUGUCAGAAGAAAAGACAAAGGAAAUGUUGAAGCUCUUUAAAGGCGAAAGAACUGGAUUUGUACUUGUGGGUCCGAAAAAAUAUCUUUUGCCGUCUAGAUAUAUAGAACAGGGUGAAGGCUUUUAUAAUUUUAAAGCUAGAUCAGAUGACAUUUGGUUGUUGUCGUACCCCCGAUCAGGAACGACUAUGACGCAAGAGCUCAUAUGGCUGUUGGCAAAUGAUUUGAAUUUUGACGUAGCGAAAAAGCGUCUACUUACUGAAAGAUUUCCAUUUCUCGAAUUCAGCUUAUUUAUUCAUCCUGAAGUGGUCCAAGAAUUUUUAUUCUGUAACAAAGAUGACAAAGCAAAGCAAAAAUUGUGUCGGGAAUUAGCUUUGCCCGGUUAUAAAGUUGUCGCUGAAAUGCCAUCACCUAGAUUUAUAAAAACCCAUUUGCCUUUCAGCAUGUUGCCUGGACUUUUAGAUGUUGGUUGUAAGACUGUGUAUAUAGCUCGCAAUCCGAAAGACGUUGUAAUAUCUUGGUAUCACCUUAGUUGCUCGAUUAAGACACAAGGAUACAUUGGUGACUUUUCCACCUUUUUGGAAUAUUUUCUAAAUAAUUUAACGGCUUGGAGCCCGUAUUGGGAACAUCUAAAGGAAGCCUGGAAUUUAAGAAAUUCAAAAAAUCUUUUAUUCUUAUUUUAUGAGGAGGUAAUAAACGAUUUUCCAAAAGCAAUUAAGAAAGUAGCAAAAUUUUUGGAUAAAACAUACACUGACGAAGAAAUUAACAAAGUGACAAAUCAUCUCAAUAUCAAAAAUUUUCGAAACAAUCCGAUGGUGAAUUUCUCUGAGUUGAAGGAUUGUGGAAUUAUUAAGGACAAUUCUUUUAUUAGAAAAGGAGGAAACGGGAACUGGCAAGACAUUUUCACUCCAGAAUUAGAGGGAAAGAUAGAGAAAUGGAUCGAAGAAAAUCUUAAAGAUACUGAUCUACGUUUCCCGUCUUUCAACAAUAACAAUUGAAAAUAAUCAAAAAAUGGAAAAGAUUUCUUGAGUACAGCUUGAUUAUUUUUAAUGAACAUAUUUUUCAAUUUUAUGCAUUUAAACAAAAUGAUUACACAGAGAGCACGUAAAAACUGCUAGAUAGCAAAGCUCGUCAUUUUGACAUCAAUUUAAAUCAUGUUUGUAAAAAUGAUGUCAAGGGACUCAAAAGUGAACAUAGGUUUUAUUCGACGGCAUUUCAUAUAUAACGUCAUUUCGUGACAUCACUCCGUAACGUCAUAUUGACAUGAUAAGUCACUAGUUGAGUAUAAUAUAAUGAUCAGUAAAGGAUCAAGGUAUAACGUCAAAA